AUGGCUCCUGAUAAGAAGGGAAGCAAGCGCAAGGCCGCUCCUGUUGCCAGCGAUUCUCCCGCGAAAAAAACCAAGAAGGUCGAGGCCAAAGCCGCCAAGGUCGCCGAAGAUGCCGCCCCCAAGUCCAUUCUGAAGAAGAAGGAGAACGGUGCUGCUAAGGCUAAGGAGACCAAGUCUACUGCGAAGGCCAAUGGUGCCCCCGCUCGUGAGGUUAAGCCCCGCAAGCGUGCUGCCGAUUUCCUCAGCGAUGAGGAGACUGAGAAGCCUGCUCCUGCUGCUGCGAAGAAGCCCGUCAACAAGAAGACCAAGAAGGAUGAGACCGUCUCUGCACAGCCUGCGAAGAAGUCUGCCGCCGCCAAAGUCGCCAAGCCCGCACCGAAGCCCAAGAAGGUAGAGCAGGUGCCAGAGGAGUCUGACGACGAGGAGUUCCAGAUUGACGCUUCCGAGUCUGAGGAGAGCGAAGAAGAGAUUGAUGACGCUGAGGAUGACCAGACUGCCGCCCUCAUCAAGGGCUUUGAGAGCAGCGGUGACGAAGACGAGUCCGGUGACGAGGGCUACAACUCCAAAAUGCCAAUCCCCAAGAUUCCCGAUACCAAGAAGGCAGAGAAGAAGAUGAAGAAGUUGCAACAGGGUGAUUCCAAGGACGAGCCUGGUACUGUCUACGUUGGACGCAUCCCUCACGGUUUCUACGAGCACCAAAUGCGCGCCUACUUCUCCCAGUUCGGCGAGAUCACCAAGCUCCGCCUCUCCCGUAACCGCCUGACCGGCCGCUCCAAGCACUACGCCUUCAUUGAAUUCGCCUCCAUCACCGUUGCCAAGAUUGUCGCCGAGACCAUGGACAACUACCUGAUGUACAGCCACAUCCUCAAGUGCAAGUUCGUUCCCGCGGAGCAGCUGCACCCUGAGGUCUGGAAGGGCGCCAACCGCCGUUUCAAGCGUACCCCCUGGAACCAGAUUGAGCGCAAGCGCCUGUUGAAGGGCAAGACCCGUGACCAGUGGUCGAAGCGCAUCGAGGAUGAGCAGCGCAAGCGUCAGGCUAAGGCUGACAAGCUGAAGGCUUUUGGCUAUGAGAUUGAGCUGCCUCAGCUCAAGGCCGUCGAGGAUGUGCCCAUCCAGGUCCCCGAGGCGGAGGAGCCCAAGGCUGUUGAGGCUACUGCUACCGAGGAGGCCGUCGAGGAGCCCGUGAAGGCUAUCGAAGCCCCCGCUACCACUGAUGAUACCCCUAAGAAGACCGCCAAGAAGGGCAAGAAGACGGAGCAGGACACUCCCAAGCAGGAGGUUGCCGCAGAGUCCCCGGCAGCCAAGUCCCCUGCUACCAAGACCAAGAAGACGGCUAAGAAGACCGGCAAGUCCAAGGCCAAGGCGUAA
This is a messenger RNA of Penicillium cataractarum, 1368 nucleotides long. Its product is annotated as RNA-binding protein. Gene Ontology annotation, cellular component: nucleolus. NCBI's taxonomy places the organism in Eukaryota, Fungi, Ascomycota, Eurotiomycetes, Eurotiales, Aspergillaceae. Bases 1 to 1368 code for a protein of 455 amino acids. The transcript has 3 exons. Gene Ontology annotation, biological process: maturation of LSU-rRNA from tricistronic rRNA transcript (SSU-rRNA, 5.8S rRNA, LSU-rRNA). The record is from RefSeq and is a predicted model, not a curated record. Gene Ontology annotation, molecular function: RNA binding.